Ixodes scapularis (black-legged tick) is the source of this 3296-nucleotide messenger RNA. RefSeq names its product deoxyhypusine hydroxylase (gene nero). The transcript has a single exon. Lineage: Eukaryota; Metazoa; Arthropoda; Arachnida; Ixodida; Ixodidae. The coding region runs from base 98 to 1030 and encodes 310 amino acids. Gene Ontology annotation, molecular function: deoxyhypusine monooxygenase activity. The record is from RefSeq and is a predicted model, not a curated record. Gene Ontology annotation, biological process: peptidyl-hypusine biosynthetic process.
GAUCGGAGCAAUCGGCAUUGACACAAACACCGCCAUUUUUUUCUUUCUUUUUUUUUUCUUUUGAUUAUUGAAUGAUCUCAGUGGCAGUGGCCGUAAGAUGAAGCACGUGGAAGAAAUGGCUGUUCAGGCCGUCGGUAAGGUUUUGAAUGAUCCGUCCAGACCUUUAAAAGAACGCUUCAGAGCUCUGUUCACCCUGCGAAACCUGGGAGGCACCUGCGCCAUCGAAAACAUCGCCCGCUGCUUCGUCGAUCCGUCGGCGCUGCUCAAGCAUGAGCUGGCCUACUGCCUGGGACAAAUGAAAGAUCCGGCUGCGAUUCCGACCCUAGUAAGAAUAUUAAAAGACCUAAAGCAAGAACCCAUCGUUCGCCACGAAGCGGCGGAAGCUUUGGGUGCCAUCGGCUGCUCUGAAAGCGUCGCGGUCCUCGAGGAAUUCGCACACGACUCGCACGCCGUCGUCGCCGAGACCUGUCAGCUCGCGCUUGCCAAGAUAGCGUGGCUCCAGAGCGAAGAAAGCAAGCAGGACAAGUUCGCGGAGAGUCCGUACAGCUCGAUCGACCCUGCCCCUCCGUUUCUGAAGGAAAGCCCAGUCGAAGACGACAAAAAACUGCUUCUGGACACCUCGAAGCCGCUGUUCGAGCGGUAUCGUGCCAUGUUCUCGCUGAGGAACUGCGGUUCGCCCGAAGCCAUCACCGCGCUGGCGGAAGGGCUCAAGUGCCCGAGCAGCGCCCUGUUUCGUCACGAGAUCGCGUAUGUCUUGGGUCAAGCCCAGGAAGAGAUUUCGGUGCCGUAUUUAAAAGAAGUUUUACAAGACACGGACGAGAUGGCGAUGGUCCGACACGAGUGCGCUGAGGCGCUCGGCUCCAUCGCCACAGAAGAGUGCUUCGAGCUGCUGCAGAAGUACGUGGAGGACGCCGAGACGCUGGUGCGGGAGAGCUGUCAGGUGGCGUUGGACAUGUGCGAGUACGAGAACAGUCAGGAGUUUCAGUACGCCAACACACUUCUGCAGGUGCAGCCGGAAGCUCUUAUAUGAGAGCUGUUACCCGGGAAAAAAUAAGACAGUUCUUCAUGCGUGGUCCGCAGGUUGUUCUGCUGUUGUGUAUUGUGCCGCAAAUGCGUCAUCUGCUCUUGUAUUCACUUUGUUGUAAGGUUUGAGCCACACACAAUGGGUAGGCUACAGAGCUGGUGGGCCAGAUACUGGGAAUUACCAGGCUUGCUCUUUGUGUGUGUUGUAGUUGUGUCACUGAAUCGCGAGCUUGAUUCUGAUUGGCUACUGAGAAUCUCCCAAUGUUAGCAGUGCAUACGUGGCAGCGGCCACUUUUUGAGCUAUGUUUCCAAACACAUUUAGCUGCGGAAAAUUCUGUUGUAGAGAAUAAUCGCUGCUGCUGUUAAUAUCGGGAAUAUUCUCGUCUGCAGUUUGCUACUUCGUUCCCCUUGAUGGCUGCCAAACAAUCCAUUGUUCCCGAGACCAAGUGCCAGGCUCUUCUUGUAUUUGCGACUCCAACAGCAUGUAUUUGAUCCCCUUCCGUUUCACAUUUUGGCUGCUAGGCUGCACCAGUUUGGCUACGCAAUUGUGAUAAGCAUUAGCUCCCUGCAUUUCUCCUUCACAUUUGUUCCACUGGGUGGAGUCACCUCCUCUGGAGUUGUGUAGAGUUGCAUAUAGCGGAGGCUAUGUGUAAACAUUUUUUGCCUGAGUCAUCAAUCGAAUCACCUUUUUAGGUCAAUGGAAUUAAGUUAACACUGCAGGUGGAAUGAUAUCGGCAGAGAAUUGCUAUUACCAUGGCCUUUACGUUCUGACUUUGCCCACAUAAGUUAUAUUGUAAUUGUUGUCUUGGCUUUUAUUUUAGCAGUUUUCAGGAUAGUCUAAAAUGGUUCAGCAUUAAUCAGAGCCUUCAGAAAUAUUGAAAUUCUGGGAGUUUACAUCUCGAAGCAAUGCCAAGUGCAGGAAUGCGUGUUUUGUAAUAUAUUAAAAACUUAAUGUUUUCAUGUUACGAGGUGCACUGCAUUUAAAGCCUAGUGGUGAGGUGCUUCGAUAAUGGAAAGGCAAAGAGCCCAUUAAAAUCUGUUCAUUGCUUGAACGUAAAUGCAUUUAUGCAUCCCAGGACUAUAGAAAGUGGGUGGUCUAUAUACCGCUCCAAUAAAGAACCACUGGCCGGCGUCAUUUUAAGUGUUUCCGUAUAUAUACAAUGUGCUUGCUUUACAAAGCAGCAAACAUAUGUGUGCUGGGCUGUGGAUUUGUAAACACUGGAGCAGCGUAUACAGAGCUAGCAUUUGUCACUAUUGUCUUUCGACCGUCACAUUUGAUAUGGUCUCGCUUGUCUCGGUCAAGUGCGCUGGCUAACAGAAGUUCCUACAGUGCUAAUUUGUCACAGUUGUAAUUGUUCUGGGUGGAUUGCAACACCAAUAUGUCCAAUUGACAUUCUGUCAAUGCUCCCACAUUGCUCUGUGUUCCAUGGUCGUGGUCUGCUCGUAAAGUGUGCCCCUCCACCAUCACACACUUGUUGCAUCACAAAUUUGGUAUUGAAACUGAAUAUAAUUUUCUCCCUGGCAACUGAACACCGCAGCUGUUGUCGGUGUUGUGUGAUUCAACUAUAAUGGCUUGUCACGCAAGUGCCCUGGCUUGCCCAGUGAGCAUUGAUGUUUUAUCAAAACUCGCAGAUUGCAGAAGUUGCUGCUUUGAAAAUUUCUAACAUUGUGCCAGGAAAGUUCAUUAAAUGUGUGUGGGGAAAAAAGGGGAUAACUAUGGAAUCAGAGCACAAAAGCUGUCAACAAAUGCAACUUUAGCGAGUACACAUCCCCCGAAUUAGUAAUUCUCAUGAUCUUGGGUAAGCACUGUGACUUUAGAACAGCUUGUGAAGCUUCCCUUCAGUGAGGGUGGUGAAAUCGCCGUUUUACACCAAUCCAAUCUUUGUUUUGCUUUUUGACAAUAGUCACCAGCGCCGUCACAUUCAGCCUGCUUUUGUGUCGAGUUUCUGGUGGUGUUUGCUCACUCCUGUCGUGCCUGUUGUCCUGGCCAAAGGAAACUACUCCGUUCGUCCUGUAUCAUGCAGCCUUAAAUCGGGAAGUGGUGUCCUGCAAAUGUUUACAGUAGCACAACGCCCACAUAUUGAACAACUGGCCACUUUGAUCUUUUUGACCACGAGAUAUUUACUACACCAUGAAUUGUACAUUACAAGUUGAAGUGAGUAAUCACGGUGUCAUGUACUGGUAUUUGUACUCGACGUUUCCCGGUAAAUGGUAUCGUGCGGUUGCACUUCCCCACCUUGGGUGUUAAAAUAAACGUCUAUUACGACCCCUUG